Messenger RNA from Cyanidioschyzon merolae strain 10D, 1302 nucleotides. Its product is annotated as MYB-related protein. Gene Ontology annotation, molecular function: DNA-binding transcription factor activity, RNA polymerase II-specific; RNA polymerase II cis-regulatory region sequence-specific DNA binding. The coding region runs from base 1 to 1302 and encodes 433 amino acids. Gene Ontology annotation, biological process: regulation of DNA-templated transcription. The record is from RefSeq and is a predicted model, not a curated record. The transcript has a single exon. Gene Ontology annotation, cellular component: nucleus. NCBI's taxonomy places the organism in Eukaryota, Rhodophyta, Bangiophyceae, Cyanidiales, Cyanidiaceae.
AUGCUUGAGGCUAUGAACGAGUGGAACGUUUCGUGUGAGCAGAGCGUGGCGUUGGGAGAGGAGCACGAGCAACGCGCGGAGGCGGUAGCUGGGAAUGAGCGUUCCAACUCGCGGUUUUCGGGGUUGGAGCUUCUGUUCUGGGCUGCGGCUCUGUCAGAGUCUCGGAGUUCGUCGCCGAACUUGAACUAUGUAAACGCGAGUGCAACUCCAGAGAACAGCGUAUGCUUGCGGCGUUUGGAGGGAGUCGUGACGAAGCUCGAGGAUGCGGGUGCGGUUUCCCGCCCUGGCUCUGGCGCAGCAGCGGGCCGGCGAGCGAUACCCACGAAUACUACCGGGAGCGACCUUGUCUGGGGAAACCCUGGGUCAGAUGGGACCUUUGCCGCCAUUUCUGAGAAACAAGCGCCUCUCUUUUGCAUUGGUUUGGAAAAUGAACGCGUUGCUGGCGCUCAGCUCGCCAGAUGCGCUAGCAUGCCGAUAAGGCAUUCGCCGGUUUCGGACACGGACACCCCCAAGAUGGGCGCGAUGAAGAGUGCUCCAUCGGGCACGCCAGUGGACAGUUUCACGACAACCAAUGCACACUUGGCGCAGGGUUCCCUUAUACAACCUGAGCCGGUGGCGAUGUGGCGGUGCUGGUCACCAGGCGAGGAGCCGCGCGUCUGGCCCGACACCUUGUCGCGGGUGUCAUCCGAGAGCAAGCGUUCGAGCCCUGAUGUCAGCUCGACACCGUCGAAUCGCGCCCAGGUGCAGAGCACUCCGUCAGCACGCCGGGUCAGUGAGCGAAAAGAGGUCAAAGGGCCGUGGCGUCCCGAAGAAGAUGAACUGCUGCGGUCUCUGGUCGAAAAGAUGGGGCCUCGAAGAUGGUCGCUCAUCGCUGAGCACAUCCCAGGCCGAACCGGCAAGCAAGCGCGAGAACGCUGGUUGAACCAGCUCUCGCCACAGAUUUGCAAGCGUCCUUGGACCCCCGAGGAAGAUAGGAUUAUUAUCUCAGCCCAUGCUCGUCUAGGAAAUCGCUGGAGUGAGAUAGCACGGAUGCUGCAGGGACGUACCGACAAUGCGGUGAAGAAUCGCUUUAACUCCUUCAUUCGCCGAGCGCAAGCGGAGCGUAACCAGGCGGCCAAGCGAUUGCACCGCAACCAAGGUGGCAACUCGACGUCGCGCCUGGAGCAGGUCGCCUCCGCAGCAGCAGCCGCAGAAGCCGAGCUGGAGGCCGUGGAUGCAUCGCUUGACGCGAGCGGAACGACGGCUUCCCAAGAAUCGAAGGCACCUGACUCCAUCGGCACGGGUCCUAUUUCACCUGCAUAA